UAAUGGCGAAACCCUAUGAAUUCAACUGGCAGAAGCCAGUCCCGUCCUUUCUUCAAGAGGGUGCCAUGUUUGACCGAUAUGAGGAGGAAUCUUUUGUGUUUGAACCCAACUGUCUUUUUAAAGUGGAUGAAUUUGGCUUUUUUCUAACAUGGAAAAGUGAAGGAAAGGAAGGGCAAGUUUUAGAAUGUUCCCUUGUCAACAGUAUUCGUGUUGGAGCAGUGCCAAAGGACCCCAAAAUACUCGCUGCUCUCGAAGCUGUUGGCAAAACAGAAAAUGAGCUGGAAGGGCGUAUUGUGUGCGUUUGUAGCGGCACGGACCUGGUGAACAUCAGCUUCACAUACAUGGUGGCAGAAAGCACGGAAGAUGCAAAGCAAUGGGCUGAUGGACUCAGAUCGAUCAUCCAUAACUUUAGAGCUAACAACGUCUGUCCCAUGACAUGUCUCAAGAAACACUGGAUGAAACUGGCGUUUCUGACGAACACCAACGGCAAGAUUCCAGUUAGGAGCAUUACCAGAACUUUUGCAUCAGGUAAAACUGAAAAGGUGAUCUUUCAGGCACUCAAGGAAUUGGGUCUUCCCAGUGGCAAGAACGACGAAAUAGAGCCCUCCGCUUUUACUUAUGAAAAGUUUUAUGAACUGACGCAGAAGAUCUGUCCUCGCACCGACAUUGAGGAUCUCUUUAGGAAGAUCAAUGGCGACAAAACUGAUUAUUUAACGGUAGACCAAUUAGUGAGCUUUCUAAAUGAACAUCAACGAGAUCCUCGGCUGAAUGAAAUUUUGUUUCCCUUCUACGAUACUAAAAGAGCACUGCAAAUAAUUGAAACAUAUGAGCCGGAUGAAGAUUUAAAAAGCAAAGGCCUCAUGUCGAGUGAUGGGUUUUGCCGGUACUUGAUGUCAGAUGAGAACGCGCCCGUCUUCCUUGACCGUUUAGAAUUAUACCAAGAGAUGGACCAACCUCUGGCUCACUACUUCAUCAGCUCUUCCCACAAUACCUAUCUGACUGGAAGACAGUUUGGUGGGAAAUCCUCCGUGGAGAUGUAUAGACAAGUCCUUUUAGCUGGAUGCAGAUGCGUCGAACUGGAUUGUUGGGAUGGAAAGGGUGAAGACCAAGAACCCAUCAUCACGCAUGGGAAGGCAGUGUGUACCGACAUUCUUUUCAAGGACGUGAUUCAAGCCAUUAAAGAAACAGCUUUUGUAACGUCUGAGUAUCCCGUCAUCCUGUCGUUUGAAAACCACUGCAGCAAAUACCAACAAUACAAAAUGUCAAAAUACUGUGAAGAUAUUUUUGGAGACCUUCUAUUAAAGCAGCCACUAGAGAUGCAUCCACUUGAAUCAGGAAGACCCCUGCCAUCCCCAAAUGAUCUAAAGAAGAAGAUACUUAUUAAAAACAAAAGGCUGAAACCAGAAGUAGAAAAAAAGCAGCUCGAAGCGUUGAAAAGUAUGAUGGAAGCUGGUGAAACUGCUGCUCCCGUCAGCAUCUUGGAAGAUGACACUGAAGAAGAGAUAGAAAGUGCUGACCAAGAAGAAGAAGCCCAUCCUGAGUACAAAUUUGGAAGCGAGCUGUCUGCAGAAGACUUGAGCCAAAAAGAAUCUGUGGCCAACAACGUGAAGAAGGGUGUCAUAACGGCAGAAGAUGAGCAAGCGUGGAUGGCUUCUUACAAAUAUGUCGGCGCCACGACUAAUAUACACCCCUACUUAUCGACACUGAUCAACUAUGCUCAACCUGUUAAGUUUCAAGGUUUCGCUGUAGCGGAAGAACGCAACGUUCACUACAACAUGUCCUCUUUCAAUGAGUCUGUUGGGCUCGGUUAUUUGAAAACUCACGCCAUCGAGUUUGUGAACUACAAUAAGCGGCAAAUGAGUCGGAUAUACCCAAAGGGCGGCAGAGUGGAUUCCAGCAAUUACAUGCCUCAGAUUUUCUGGAACGCCGGCUGCCAGAUGGUCUCGCUCAACUAUCAGACCCCAGAUUUAGCCAUGCAAUUGAAUCAGGGAAAAUUUGAAUAUAAUGGGUCUUGCGGGUAUCUUCUUAAACCAGAUUUUAUGCGAAGACCUGACCGAACCUUUGACCCUUUCUCUGAAACUCCUGUCGACGGUGUGAUCGCAGCAACAUGUUCAGUUCAGGUAAUAUCCGGUCAGUUUUUAUCUGACAAAAAAAUCGGCACCUACGUAGAAGUGGAUAUGUAUGGCCUGCCUACAGACACGAUCCGCAAAGAGUUCCGGACGCGGAUGGUGAUGAACAAUGGUCUGAAUCCCGUUUACAAUGAAGAGUCAUUUGUAUUCCGAAAGGUUAUUCUCCCGGACCUCGCCGUCUUGAGGAUAGCUGUGUACGAUGACAACAACAAGCUAAUUGGCCAAAGGAUAUUGCCGCUGGACGGUCUUCAGGCAGGCUACCGACACAUUUCCCUUCGGAACGAAGGCAACAAGCCCUUAUCUCUGCCAACUGUCUUCUGCAACAUCGUGCUCAAAACAUACGUGCCGGACGGUUUUGGAGACAUUGUGGAUGCCCUGUCAGAUCCGAAGAAAUUUCUGUCUGUCAUGGAGAAAAGAGCGGACCAAAUGAGAGCAAUGGGGAUUGAAACGAGUGAUAUAGCCGAUGUCCCAAAUGAUACUUCAAAGAAUGAUAAGAAAGGAAAAGCAAACAAUCCCAAGGCAAACGUUACUCCUCAGACGAGCUCAGAACUUAGACAAAAUGCCCCUUCUGGCAUUGGAACUGGGGUGGAAGCUAAGAAAGGGAUUGACCUCAUUCCACAAGUAAGGCUAGAGGACCUAAAGCAAACAAAGGCCUUUAUAAAGCACAUGAAAAAGCAGCAAAAAGAACUGAAUGCUUUAAAGAAGAGGCACGGAAAGGAACACAGUGUUAUGCAGAAGUUGCACUGCACACAGGUUGACAAAAUAGUAGCACAGUAUAACAAAGAGAAGUUAACUUAUGAGAAAAUCCUUGAAAAGGCCAUCAAGAAAAAGGGAGGAAACAACUGCCUUGAGAUGAAGAAAGAAUUCGAAAAUAAAAUUCAAACAUUAACAUCAGAUCACACAUCUAAGGUCAAAGACAUCGUGGCUCAGCACACCAAAGAGUGGUCCGAAAUGAUCAACACGCACAGCGCUGAAGAGCAAGAGGUGCGCGACCUGCACCUGAGCCAGCAGUGUGAAUUGCUGAAGAAACUGCUCGUGAGCGCUCACGAGCAGCAGACCCAGCAGCUGAAGUUUUCUCACGACAGGGAAAGCAAAGAAAUGCGCGCCAACCAAGCAAAAAUUUCAAUGGAGAACGGUAAAGCCAUAAGCCAAGAUAAAUCCAUUAAAAACAAAGCAGAAAGAGAGAGGCGUGUCAGGGAACUGAACAGCAGCAACACAAAGAAAUUUCUAGAAGAAAGGAAGCGGCUGGCCAUGAAGCAAUCCAAGGAAAUGGAUCAGCUGAAAAAAGUUCAACUGGAGCAUCUCGAAAUUUUGGAGAAACAAAAUGAGCAGCUUUUGAAAUCCUGUCAUGCAGUCUCUCAAACACAAGGCGAAGGAGAUGCAGCAGAUGGUCAAGCUAGAAGCAGAGAUGGACCGUAGGCCGGCCACAGUGGUGUGAAGCUCCAACAUGCCAACUUGAA
Molecule: messenger RNA, 3589 nt
Organism: Euleptes europaea (tarantolino)
Lineage: Eukaryota; Metazoa; Chordata; Lepidosauria; Squamata; Sphaerodactylidae
Gene: PLCB4
Product: phospholipase C beta 4
Exons: 36
Coding region: 3-3548 (1181 amino acids)
Biological process (GO): phosphatidylinositol-mediated signaling; lipid metabolic process
Molecular function (GO): calcium ion binding; phosphatidylinositol-4,5-bisphosphate phospholipase C activity
Source: RefSeq, a predicted model, not a curated record